Naegleria lovaniensis is the source of this 1227-nucleotide messenger RNA. RefSeq lists its product as uncharacterized. The record is from RefSeq and is a predicted model, not a curated record. The transcript has 2 exons. NCBI's taxonomy places the organism in Eukaryota, Heterolobosea, Eutetramitea, Acrasida, Naegleriidae. Gene Ontology annotation, molecular function: GTPase activity; GTP binding. Gene Ontology annotation, cellular component: nucleus; cytoplasm. Bases 1 to 1227 code for a protein of 408 amino acids. Gene Ontology annotation, biological process: ribosomal subunit export from nucleus; protein import into nucleus.
AUGAUAACAACAAACAAGUUGAAGCCGAAUACUAUUGAGAAUCAUAUCAUUUCGAAAUUAUCUCAAGAUGUGUGGAUUUUCGGAAUAUUAGAAUUUCUUUCGGUGCUAGAUGUUGUGUUUGGCUUCGGAAGAACCUGUAAAUUAGUGAGAUAUGAAAUUGCAAAUGAAUGGCUUGUGAGAAAGACACAAAAGUUGCAAAUGAACACAAGUUCAUCUAAAACCUCAUCAGGCUCUACAUCUUUUCACAAUUCUCAAGUUACAUGGAAAAUACUGAAGGCUUACAAGUAUCAGUGCAAUGAUUUGGAUGAAGAAGAAGAAUUGAAUGGGUUAUUGAUUGAUCUUAUUCAACCUGCCUUUUUGAAAUAUUGUUUGAGAAAUUAUAUUUUGGAUUUGGUGCUAAAAUUUCAUUGCCAAUGGACGCAAGCUGGAAUCAUUGAAGCCGCUAACGGUGAUACAGUUAAUAACUCUUCUACAAAUUGUGUCAUUGAUAGUUCAAAUUCGUAUGCUAGAAUUUUCACACAAGAGAUGGAAUGCCUUCAAUUCUAUUUCUCUCACUUCACACAAUGUGUACCCAAAGAGGAAGAUACUGCAAACUCAGAAAAGUUGUCUCUUGUACACCAAUUAUUUUCACACAAAAACCAAAUCAGUGAUCCAUCCGACCAUGUUGAAAUUGUCAAGUCAUUGAUCAUUGGUGACGGAGGGGUUGGAAAGACUACUUUUUGCAAAUCAUUAAGCAGUUCGAAUUUUGAUCCUUAUCGAAAAUAUAUUCCUACCAUUGGAGUUGAAACCCACAACUACCGAUUCAACAUGGCUCCUAUGAGCAACAAACCACAAGGCGUUAAUACUCACCAUAGUAUUAAAAUGUCUCUAUGGGAUACAGCUGGACCAGAAAGGUUUGGGUCGUUGAGGGAUGGAUAUUAUUUAAACGCCAAAUAUGCAAUCAUUACAUUUGACCUGACCAGUAGAUGCACUUACAAAAACAUUCCAACAUGGAUUAGAAAUGUUCGAAGAGUAUGCCCUCAAUGUGAAAUUAUCAUUGUGGGAACAAAGAGCGAUUUACAAUGCAAAAUUUCCACCAAAGCUUUGCAUCACUUUCUUUCCCGAAAAUUCUUUCCCUACUUUGAAAGCAGCUCCAAAGUCGUGCCUCAACAUAAUCUUGCACUACCAUGGUAUUUUUCUUUCUUGGAUGCUUGCGUUGCCUCCUUUGUUAAGAAAACAAUAAAUUAG